GCUGGUUUUCUCAAUUUUGUCAAAUGAGAUGGGAGUGUGAUGGAUCUGGAAGCAAAAUCUGAUGCCUGAAUAUUAAUUUCUGCAGAGUCCUGGCAGGUUGGCCAUAGGGAUUGUGACUUCCAUCUUAAGUAUAGCAGACAAAUAUGGAUUUUUUCCUUGUCCUUCACAUUUAUAACUGUAAACAUGGUAUUUGACAAGUUAGAAAACCAUUUGUCCUUUUCAAACCAACCAGAAAAUGAAGGAACCACCAAAGUACUUGGUUACCAGAAACCGUGGAGCCAUGGGCGGAGGAAUGAGCCAGAUCUUAGAUGGUUUGUACCUUGGAAACAUUAGGGAUUCAGAAGAUAAGACAACCUUGAAUAGAAAUGGAAUCACACAUAUUGUGUCUGUGCAUAACAACGCCAAGCCCCUUAUUCAGGAUAUGACAUAUCUGUGUAUACCGGCCUCUGACUCAAGCAGCCAGAACCUAUCCAUGCUCUAUUCUCUUCCCUCCUUCCUCCUCCUCGAUGAUAGAGACAAAGCCGGAAGAAUCCAACGACAUUUUCUUACUUACAGAAUCCAGUAUUUUAAAAGGUGCAUUAAGUUUAUUCAUGAGUCAAGACUUCACGGAGGUGGCUGUCUAGUUCACUGCUUGGCAGGUGUAUCUCGAAGCACUACUAUUUUGGUUGCCUAUCUAAUGACGGUGACAAAUUUUGGCUGGGAAGAUAGUCUGUCAGCUGUAAAGCUCAUUAGGCCAUACGCAGAUCCAAACUUUGGCUUCCAGCAGCAGCUCCAGGAAUACCAGAUGACUCUUGUUAGAGAGAUGUGUGACCGUAAUAGUGGCAGGAGACUCCGUCAGUGGCUGAUAGAGCAGAUUGACAGUGGUUAUUACCCAGGUCUAGUUUGGGAAAAUGAUGAGAAAAGCCUUUUCCGUAUCCCGUGGAAGCAUGCUGGGAAGCAGGACUACAACCAGGAAAUAGAUGCGUCCAUUUUUAAAGCAUGGGCAAUUUUUAAAGGAAAAUUUAAAGAGGGUGACAAAGCUGAACCUGCAACCUGGAAAACCCGGCUCCGCUGUGCUCUGAACAAGAGUCCAGACUUUGAAGAAGUGACCGACAGAUCCCAGCUUGACAUCUCAGAGCCAUACAAAGUGUACAGAAUUGUGCCCGAAGAGGAGCAAAAAAGUAAACCAGGGGGAAGCCAUCUUAAUGAGGUAACCGAAAUGGAUUGUAGCUCAUCAGAAAUUGAGCCAUCUACCGAUGAAUAUCUGACAAUCAUCAAACGCAGUCCAUCCCCAGCAAAAGAAACCUGCCACAAACAGUCAGCCCAUGAUUGGUGGAUAUAUCCUCACAAUGCCGGAGUACCAGCGAUGGAUGGAUUUGCCCCAUAUGAACCAAUUUCCCACGCCUUUUCUCAGAUGGUGAUUCACUUUUACUAUGGUGGUAAAUUAGUCAACCAAAUGACGACCACACGUGUAGAAGGAUGCCGGAUUUCAGUAAGCCAUCAUGGAGAGAAAAUAUAUGGUAUGGAGGCCUUUGAGAACAUUCGAUUUCCAUCUGCAGAAUACAUAACAAGUGAACGGCAGAAGCAGAUCACCAAAAAGUUAUUUGGCCAUCUGGACAGAGGGGUCCUCUUAUAUAGCAACAAGCAAGGCAUCUACAUCAAAAGACUCUGCCAAGGACGUGUCUUCUGGAGUGGGAAUUGUAUGCCAUAUAAAGACCGACCUGCCAAGCUUGAGCGCGAUGAAAUGGUCAAAAUAUUCGACACUGCUGAAUUUUUAAGAGAGUUACAACAUUAUUACCCAGGCCGUCUUCCAGAAAGCAAAGUCACAUUGUGUUUUGGGGAGGAAUUUCCAGAUGCAACGCCUCUGCAUCUCAAGUUAAUUAUUAUUCAGAUAGAACAGCUUGGCUUAAGGUCAGUCAUUGAAGAAAUAACAAAGAGUUACAGUAAUCCAAGUAUUCAUGUGCUUCAGGAACCGCCAAUGGAUCAAGUUCCACGCCUGCUCUCAGACGCUUGCACAGCACACCCAAGAUCAUUUUACAGAGAGAGCCAGCAGAUAACUGUUUGAGUUACUCUGUGUGCCUCACAUUAUACAUAUUAAGGUUGUGUGCCUUAAAAAAACCAAAAAAACAAAAAAAAAGAGAUUUAUAUUUUUAUACUUUGUUUGUACUUCUGUUUUGUACAAGAAAAAACAAACAUUCUUGGAUUUAGGCUGUUCAUUUAAAUGUUACCGAUAAGUAUGAAUUAAUUAUCAGUGAUUUGUAUGGCUACGGUAAUUAAUAUUUUGACAUGAUCACCCAUUCUGCAGAAUAUUUGUAGGCACAGAUUAUGUUACAGUAGUACACUGUAUUACCUAAAAAGCUGCAGUAAACAUCUUAUUAAUACAGGAAUUAUUAGUACAAGUAGUAUACAAAUGCAACAAAAUCUAGAUCAAGUGUGGUCAGCCUUUUUUUAUGUCUGUAGGGUGUCACUUUGAUCUUUUCACACAAAUUAAUUUAAGAUUACACAUUUUAUGCACUAAAUGUUGUAAUACUAUUGUGUUGAAUCAUUUAUUAUUUAUGGUAAAUAACUUAAUUUUCUUGAAGCCACCAUUGUGGUGCAAAAUAUACCUAAGCCUUAGUCUCAUUACUGGCAGCAAGGAAACCAAUUUCAUACAACAGUCUUAUGAUCAGCACUUUGUGAUCUACUAGUAUAUAAUAGUUUAUCAUUUGAGUGCAUCUGGUCAAGGCCAUUGUGGGCAAAAUUCACGAUCAGAUGGAUAAUCUCAAAAAUGUCUCCAUUCUUUAGGUUCAUCAGAUGUAUAGAGCAUAAUGUAUUUGGUGAGUCAGGAGAGAUCCAUUAGUGAAUUUUGUCCAAUGUAAACCUGUUCUGGUUCUGGUUCUGGUAAUGCAAAGUAGCUAAGGGGACUGAAAACUGUAGUCAGUUUAGGUCACAUCUUCAAAGAAAGAUUUGCUCAUUUUGAGCAGUUUUCAGAUGUGACAUAUUUGUAAAAAGUAUAAAUAAUUUUGAAUUUGUCUGAACUGAUUUAUUUGUAAUAGUUUUUAAAAAGAUGCAAUUUUUGUGCCUAACAGUUUUUAUAGAAACUUUAUUUGUUCUGUAAUGAUAUUUUACAAACAGUUUGAUCCUGCCCUCCCAAACACAUUGUCAAUUAAAAUUAUAUAACCUUAACGGGAUAGGAAAGUCAAAAUUAAACUUGCAUGAUUCAGAUAGAGCAUGUCAUUUUAAGACACUUUUAAAUUCACUUCUAUUUUCAAAUGUGCUUCGUUCUUUUAGUAUCCCUAGUUAAAAAAUGAAUAUGCACAUUUCAUACACUAGUGGGAGCUGCUGCUAAUUGGAGCCUGCACACAUUUGUCUCUUGUGAUUGGCUAAAUAGAUAUUUUCAGCUUCCUGUCAGUAGUGUUAUUCUGUCCCUUCAGCAAUGGAUAACAAGAGAUUGAAGAAAGAGAUUUGAUAAUAGAAUUAAAUUGGAAAGUUGUUUAAAAGUGUAUGUUCUAUCUGAAUCAUAAAAGAGAACUUUGGGGUUUACAAUCCCUUUAAAUAAUGUAGCUACAAUUUAAUUUUAAGCAGUUAUAUAUAAUAAUACAAAUAUCUAUUACCUUAGUGUUGUAUAAAGACAAAUGUUUUAGAAAAUCCAUUUACAAGUAAAUACCUUAUAAUAAAAUAAGACUUUGAAAUGCUUUAAUGUACUUUAAAAUCAGCUUUGAUGUUUGACGGACUAUUGACACAGAAUCUCAGCUUCUGUUUUAUUUUAGCAUUUUUCAAAAUUUUGCAAAAAAAAUAAAAAAGGGAACCUCCAAAGUGCUAAUAACGACAUAUUAUAUUUCAUACAGAUUGGCUGAAACUUUUAUAGUCUAUGCCACAAGUUUGUUAGGUAAUUAAGAUCCUUUAUUUACCGUAUAAACAGAUUUCAAAGGCACAAGUACCGUUCAGUUGGUAACAUUUUUGGAGUUAAAUUUCCUUUUAAAGGGAUAUUAUACUGUAAACUUUUCUCCAUUUUUAAUUUGUUCCCAAUGAUCCAUUUUACAUGAUGGAUUGAUUGUAUUAAAUUGUUUACAAAUAGUU
Messenger RNA from Bombina bombina (fire-bellied toad), 4038 nucleotides. RefSeq names its product interferon regulatory factor 8 (gene IRF8). Gene Ontology annotation, biological process: immune system process; protein dephosphorylation; regulation of transcription by RNA polymerase II. The transcript has 17 exons. Gene Ontology annotation, molecular function: DNA-binding transcription factor activity, RNA polymerase II-specific; protein binding; protein tyrosine/serine/threonine phosphatase activity. Lineage: Eukaryota; Metazoa; Chordata; Amphibia; Anura; Bombinatoridae. The record is from RefSeq and is a predicted model, not a curated record. Gene Ontology annotation, cellular component: nucleus. The coding region runs from base 236 to 2044 and encodes 602 amino acids.